Messenger RNA from Aspergillus japonicus CBS 114.51, 568 nucleotides. It is a transcript of the gene gisB, whose product is annotated as putative zinc knuckle nucleic acid binding protein. The transcript has 5 exons. The record is from RefSeq and is a predicted model, not a curated record. Lineage: Eukaryota; Fungi; Ascomycota; Eurotiomycetes; Eurotiales; Aspergillaceae. Gene Ontology annotation, molecular function: nucleic acid binding; zinc ion binding. Bases 240 to 443 code for a protein of 67 amino acids.
CGGGGAAUGGGGAAAAAGUUGCAUGGCGCCGAAAUCUUUCCAAUGCGACCAGCGGCGCCCAGCUCGACAAUAAAUACUGCAAGCUCGUUCCAUUCUUCGACAAUGUUGUUGUCUCGCCGAGCCUGCUACAAGUGUGGCAACAUUGGCCACUUUGCUGAGGUCUGCACUUCGUCUGAGCGUCUUUGCUACAACUGCAAGCAGCCCGGUACGUCUUAUGCGAUGCAUGUCACAUACACACCAUGAACAUAUCUAACCCGCUCACAGGACAUGAGUCCAGCAGCUGCCCGCUUCCCCGUACCACCGAGUCCAAGCAGUGCUACAACUGCCAGGGGGUAGGCCACGUUCAGGCUGAUUGCCCCACGCUUCGCCUUAACAAUGCCAACGGCCGCUGCUACAACUGCGGCCAGCCCGGCCAUAUCGCUGUAUGUCGACGGUCCACCUGAACACAAUCGCUACAAAAAUAAACUCAUUGAUCAUUUCCUAGCGCAACUGUACCGCUCCUGCUACGAGUGCUCCUCGGGCCCCUGCUGGCCCCCGGGGUGCCUUCAACCCCGGCUUCCGUGGUCGU